This is a messenger RNA of Oldenlandia corymbosa var. corymbosa, 916 nucleotides long. The record is from the annotation of a GenBank genome assembly. Lineage: Eukaryota; Viridiplantae; Streptophyta; Magnoliopsida; Gentianales; Rubiaceae.
GUAUACUUUAUUACACUAAAUUUAAAGCAAGUUAGCAAAGGUCGAAUUAUUCUUUCAAACAUAAUUAGCUCUUCUUUUUAUUUCUUUCUUUGUUCCGUCCCAAUAGGCAGCCAUGGUGCUGGAGGCAACAAUGAUUUGCAUAGACAAUUCCGAAUCGAUGCGGAACGGAGAUUAUCCUCCGUCAAGGUUCGAAGCUCAAGCCGAAGCCAUUAAUCUUAUCUGCUCUGCUAAACUCGAGUCUAAUCCCGAGAAUACGGUCGGAUUGUUGACAAUGGCCGGAAACGGCAAAGGCGCCAGCGUGUUGAUCACUCCGACCAACGAUCUCGCCGACGUUUUAGCCCGGAUGCACGCUGUAGAAAUCGGCGGCGAGAUAAACCUGGCUGUAGGACUUGAAGUGGCGCAAUUGCCUCUGAAACAUCGUCAGAACAGGUAUCAGCGGCAGCGGAUCGUUGUAUUCGCCGGGAGCUCUGUUCAUGACAGAACAGAGGAAUUGGAGAUGAUCGGGAAGAAACUGAAGAAAAACGGGGUGGCCCUUGAUGUGAUCAGCUUCGGUGAAGAAGAUGAAGGGAAGAACGAGAAGCUCUCGGCUUUGGUAGCUGCAGCCGACCACAAUGAUAACAGCCAUUUUGUUCUGGUUCCUCUGGGUGGUUAUUAUCCUGGUGCUCUUUCUGAGGUUCUUGCAAGUUCUCCGAUCUUAGUUGGUGGCGGUGGUGAUGAUUGGGAGGGUGGAAGUGGCUUUGCAGCUGCGCCGUCGUCGUCUGCGUAUUCGUCAGGCGGCGGUUUAGGGGGUUUGGAAUUUGAUGUGGAUCCUAAUUUGGAUCCUGAAUUGGCUCUGGCUCUCCGGGUUUCAAUGGAAGAGGAGAGAGCCAGGCAAGAAGCUGCUGCAAAACAGGAGGCUGGCAGAGGAGGAGAAUAA